AUUCCUCAUUGGUGUUGAACGGCGAGAUAGUGGUGUGAGAGGCACAGGGCAGGAGAUGCCGUAUGAAAAAGUUGAAAAGUUGGUACCCAGCGAAUUGGUUCCGAUCUGAGAAGGAAAAUGACAGUCACGCAAGCGCGCACAAACCCCCAGUAGCUCAUCCUCGGCACAUAUCUCGAAGACAGACCUGUGACGAUCAGCUGUCGAUACGUGCUGGUCGGCAGCAACGUGGCAGUAAGAAAUCUUCUCGCAGUAGAAUGGACACGAAGGAGUUCUUUACGGAGUACGGCGAGGCCAAUCGCUACGCUAUAAAGGAGGUCAUCGGCAAAGGCAGUUAUGGAGUGGUGUGCUCUGCGGUGGAUAUCAAGACAGGGGAGAAAGUGGCCAUCAAGAAGAUCCACAACGUGUUUGAUCACGUCUCUGAUGCCACUCGCAUCCUGCGGGAAAUCAAAUUGCUGCGCCUUCUGCGGCACCCAGAUAUUGUGGAGAUCAAGCAUAUCAUGCUGCCACCCAGCCCUCGAGAGUUUAAGGACAUCUACGUUGUCUUUGAGCUAAUGGAAACUGACCUGCACCAGGUCAUCAAAGCCAACGACGACUUGACACCGGAGCACCACCAGUUUUUCUUGUAUCAGAUGCUUCGAGGACUGAAGUACAUCCACACAGCUAAAGUGUUCCAUAGGGAUCUCAAGCCAAAGAACAUCCUGGCAAACGCGGACUGCAAGCUGAAAGUCUGCGACUUUGGCCUGGCGCGGCCGUCCUUCAAUGACAUGCCGACCACAAUCUUCUGGACAGACUAUGUGGCCACCAGAUGGUAUCGGGCGCCAGAGCUGUGCGGCUCCUUCUUCGCAAAAUAUUCGACAGCGAUUGACAUCUGGUCCAUAGGCUGCAUAUUUGCAGAAAUCCUGUUGGGCAAGCCGCUGUUCCCUGGCCGCAAUGUGGUGCACCAGCUGGAGCUCAUCACUGACCUCCUGGGCACGCCCUCGGCCGAGGUCAUCGCAAAGGUGAGGAACGAGAAGGCGCGGCGAUUCCUGAUGAACAUGCGGCGCAAGCCGGGAGUGAACCUGGAGCAGUAUUUCCCGCGCGCGGACCGGGGCGCGCUGCGGCUGCUGAAGCGCAUGCUGGCCUUUGACCCGGCGGAGCGGCCCAGCAGCGAGGAGGCGCUGGCCGACCCCUACUUUGCGGGCCUCAGCCAGCCCGGCCGCGAGCCCUCCGCGCAGCCCGUCUCCAAACUCUCCUUCGACUUCGAGCGGCGCAAGCUGACCACCGACGAGGUGCGGGAUCUGAUAUACAGGGAGAUCCUGGAGUACCACCCGCACAUGCUGGCAGACUACUUGAGCAACAAGCAGCAGACCAACUUUGUGUACCCCUCCGCGGUGGACAACUUCAAGCGGCAGUUUGCGCACCUGGAGGGGGGCGGCCUGCCCGGCCGCGUGCCGGGCCACAACGGCAACCUGGGGCAGGCUACGAGCCUGCCGCGGGAGCGCGUGAAGGACUUCCAGACCGAGGCACAGCGGUACGUGCCGCAGGUGUGGGACCGGCAGGGGGCGCGCGCGGCCGUUGAGAGCAUCGGCAGCGGCGUCGGCAAAAUGAGCGUGGUUGAGGGCAACGGCUACCCACGGCCCCCCACCGCCGACAUAUCGCGCCAGCAGAACCUGCUGCGCUCCAACAGCUUCCAAUAGACGCCCCUCCGCGCCCGGCUGAGCUUCUCCUCUGCCAGAGGCCAGGGCAGCUGCUGCCCAGCGUGCGCCGCUGGCUAACGGGGGCCCCCAGCUGGCCAGGGAAGCACUCAGCCUCACAGGGCAGCGAGGAGUGUGUGCAGAGCUGUGGCUGCCAUUGAGGGGUAGCGGCAGCGCGGGUGCAGUGGUCGCACACGCUGGUUUCUCCGGGACAUGGCGGGCCAUGCCCCUCAGCGUGAAGGGCCCUGCCUUGGUGAAGUAUGCCGCACUAGGAGGCCGAUCUAAUCUAAUCGACUCUUUUCUGCGUUCGAGUGUAUCCUUUCCAUGGGGUUCUGUCUGGCUGUAGUCCUUAUGUACAACAAUCUGAUCGUUUGGCAGGGUCACCGUGCUGAUUGCCGAUAGCACACCUAGGGGAUGUUGAUGAUGGGUUGGGCAACUUGACAAGAGCAUCCCAGUUGAGAGCAUGCUGAGAAGUUUUCGACUUAGAUGGACUGACCUUGACAGGAGCAGUUGAUGAAAGAUUAGAGGAUGCACAGCCACAAAGUAGCUUGGGAGAGGAUGGGGUUGUUCAGCAAAGCAAAAUCUUUUUGGAAUGGCAGUGUGGUUCAGUCCAGAAACUGGGUCAUCCUGAUGCUUUGGAGUGUGUAUUUUACAUGCCUCAGCACCACUGUCUGGGGAACGACCAUUUGCAUGGUCAUGGCUGUCAGCAUGAUGCUGCAGUACCCAGUGGGUCCGACCCACUGGGGUCAAAGAGUCCUUGGUCUUGCGCAAAAGUAAGGUAUAGUGUGACUGCAGUUGACCAGCAUGAGGAUUACAAAGAUUAUGUUAUCUUAUAAUAACUUUUGACAAGGAGACACUAAUGCAAUUCGAAGAAAAGACUGAAUGAGUGGGUGUGUGACCCUUGCCAAGCGUCACACCGUGACGGUGUAUCAGUGGCCCGGCCCGCUGUCCCCGGCCGGGGCAGCUGUAGCGCUGCAGAGCGUCAUGCUUGACUGAAUUUCCAUUGAUCAAAGGAGUUCUGGCCAAGGCUUGCAUGUAAAGAAAACAUCCGAG
Molecule: messenger RNA, 2726 nt
Organism: Coccomyxa subellipsoidea C-169
Lineage: Eukaryota; Viridiplantae; Chlorophyta; Trebouxiophyceae; Coccomyxaceae
Product: kinase-like protein
Exons: 9
Coding region: 63-1676 (537 amino acids)
Biological process (GO): intracellular signal transduction; protein phosphorylation
Cellular component (GO): nucleus; cytoplasm
Molecular function (GO): MAP kinase activity; ATP binding
Source: RefSeq, a predicted model, not a curated record